CGGCCGCGAUGGAGGUGAGCGUCCUGGCGCUGCGGGAUCUGGCGAGCGCCCGGCCGGGGCGGCGGGGCCGCGCCGAAGCGGCCCAGAAGGAAAACAUAUUUGAUCGAUCCAGGAUGGCCCCAAAGACUCCAAUUAAGAAUGAACCAAUUGAUCUAUCGAAGCAAAAAGGCUGCACGCCGGAAAGAAAUCCAAUUACACCUGUUAAGAUCAUUGACAGACCUCAGCCUGAUCCCUGGACCCCUACUGCUAACCUGAAGAUGCUCGUUAGUGCUGCUAGCCCUGACAUGAGGGACAGAGAGAAGAAAAAAGAGCUCUUCAGACCCAUAGAAAACAGUGAGCAGAGUGACACGCCGGAUUCAUUACAGUAUGAUAUAGUAGACGACACCACGGUCGAUGAAUUUGAAAAGCAGAGGCCCAGCAGAAAACAGAAAAGCUUAGGACUUUUGUGCCAAAAGUUUCUAGCUCGCUAUCCAAAUUAUCCACUGUCAACAGAGAAAACUACCAUUUCUUUGGAUGAAGUGGCUUCAGUUCUUGGAGUUGAACGGAGACGAAUUUAUGAUAUAGUGAAUGUCCUGGAGUCAUUGCACUUGGUUAGCCGUGUGGCCAAGAACCAGUACUGUUGGCAUGGCCGGCACAACCUCAGCCAAACUCUGAAAAUGCUUCAGGAAGCAGGAGAGCUGCAGUAUGGAGAGGUAAUGACCUUCCAGCACAAGGAGCAGGACUUAGAGUACAAAUUUGGAGAACGGAAAAAGGAAACUAUUCCUCAUUCCCAAGACAGACCAUUACUGGACUUUUCAGAACCAGAUUGCAGCUCUGCAUCUGCAAACAGCAGAAAGGACAAGUCAUUGCGGAUUAUGAGCCAAAAGUUUGUCAUGCUGUUCCUUGUCUCCAAGACCAAGAUAGUCACUCUGGACAUCGCAGCAAAGAUACUGAUAGAAGAAACCCAGGAUACAGUGGACCACAGCAAAUUUAAAACAAAGGUACGAAGACUGUAUGAUAUUGCCAACGUUCUCACCAGCCUAGGCUUGAUCAAGAAAGUUCACGUCACUGAGGAACGAGGACGCAAACCAGCCUUCAAGUGGAUUGGGCCUGUGGAAUUCUCUGGAAAGACUGAUGAGCUGAGAGGGCAUAGCCCAACAUCUGAUUCUCUGCCAGGGACAGAGAGAGGAGCCUGUGCCCAGUAUCAGAUCUGUGCUACUGGAAAGCAAAGGUUUACGCGUCACGCUUCAUUUAAUGGUGCACAACCUUUUGAAGGGACCAGAAGGAAGGUCAGCUCUGAGCCCAACAGCCCACAUCAAGAGAGGCAAGACGGUAUCGUGAAUUCAGAUGAAUAUUGUUCCAAAAUGAUAAAUCUAGCAGCUGUCUGCAGGCAGAAAAUAGAGGAAGAUACUAGGAAUAAAGCUUGUGGCACAGAAACUAUACUAAAUUCAGCAAGGAACUCAAGCAUAACCUCACCUUUCUCCCUUAUUCCGGUUCCUGGGGACGCUGAUUUUUGUGUUAACCCUUUGCCUCAGGCUGUUUUCCCCGUGGUUCAGACAGAGGUGCCAAGCCUCUCUCUACCAGUUGGCAUCAGCAGCCAAGCUCCACAUCCUUCCAUGCCUGCAGCUUCCAAAACAGAAAAUGGAAAAGCUACUCUGGUUCCCAACCAACCCUUCUUGUGCUUCCCAUCUUCAUCCCUUUUUAUGUUAUGUGGUGGUCUUCUGGAAAAUAACUUGAGCGAGACCCUGCCCGCUGCAGGAGACAAGGGAGACAGGAGUGCUGAAGCUCAGGCUGCUGUACCUCCAGCUGUCUGCCAAAAACGCAGCUCCCACAAGUGCACAUCACCCUCAUCGCCUGCAGAUGAUGAAGAGCCAGCUGCUAAAAAGCAGACUGUGGAGCAGAGUGAUCUGCCCCUCUCACUUGUAUUACCCAAGGAGCCUUUCGAGUCAUCCAAAGCUGAAUCUACCCCAGGAAAUGGCUGUCCCUCUGCUGUACAUCUAAAAACUUAUCAUCUUGACCUCGCAAGUCCUGCUGCUCCAGAGGUUGCAAGCAAGGAGUCUUUAGAUUGUCAGGAGCAACAAAAACAAUCUCAGAACACAGACCCUGAUGAACGCCCUCCAGGAAAUGAGCAUAUCUCUAAAGAAAAUGCCAAUCAACCUUUCCAACCACAAUAUCUUUAUUUUCAGCCUACCACUGGAUUAAGCAGUUUUAAUUUCCUGUUCUCUGCAAACCAAGCCCCUGGUGCUGUAAGCCUGGCUUCGAACCAGUUACCUUCUCUAAGUGUACCCUGUGUCAUGGUGCCAUCGGCAGCCUUGGCUUCCUUCCCUCUCGUCUGUUCUCCCUCAUUCACCAGUCCUCUUUCCCCAGUUCCUGAUGGUUCAUUCUCAGCUGGUGCCUCCAUGAAUUGCAGUAUGUCCAGCCUGGCAUCAACAACCCCUGUUUUCAUAAGCACCACAGCAGUGGUCACCCCCAAGGUCUCACCUGCCCCUUCUGUGGAUCUACAGCAACCAGCUCACCCUGCUCUGCACCUGAGUCCUGUGCUUACAAGAUCUUGCAGUGCUGUUAAACUGGACUCCCCCAUGUGUGUGGGGCACCCAGUGACCCUUCUGAAGCUGCAGCAGCCUUCAUCAACUCCCCUCACUCCCAAGAGCAUUCGUCCUGCACAUCAUGAGACAUUUUUCAAAACUCCUGGAAGCCUUGGAGACCCUGUGGCAUGGAAGAAAAAUGAAGGCAACCAGAUCAGAAGUGCCAGCUCUGUGCAGAGGAGACUGGAAAUCUCUGGUACCAGCCCUGACUAAUGCCACUCUUUGUGAAGAGUGGACAGAUUGUCUUAGGACCCUGUAUUGAUUAUAAGAGAACAAGCUCUUACCUGGCAAGAGGAGCACGUUAAAAUGUCACCCCUUUCAGCAUGCUUCCCCAUGUACCCACUGGUUCUGUUAACCAUCUUCUUCACAAAUCAUCCUUGGUACUGAAAUCCUUUUACUGAAUUGUUCCUUCAGUACUGAUUUGAAUUCAGAUUCUAUGCUUCACACAGCCUUGUGGGCAUCAAAUUUUAUUAGGGAUUUUAAUUCUAUUGCUGUGAGGAGAUGCAAAGAGAUGUUGGGGUCCCCAGGGGUUCUUUAUUUGUGGUUUUAAGUGAGAUGUCUAGCACUUAUCUGGGGUAAGCGUUUUAUUUGCAUGUACUCUACUUACCCUGAGUAAAUCUGUGGUGAAAAUGAUAAACUUCUGCAGUUGUGAGAGCAACUGCUUCCUUGGUUCCAAUCUGUCAAAUCCUGCCUCCGCAGUGCAGCCUCUUGCUAUUUAUUUUGUAUGUUGGAGUGGGAUUAGUACAAAAAAGGAUUUUUGCAGCUUCAGAAUAACAGAUUUUCUCAGGGUAGGAUUACUUGAAUGUCAGUUGGUUGUUGUACAAUUUGCCCAGCACUUGUGGUUAGAAAAACCUAAUAAUAACACAGUAUGAUUGAAUGUAUGCAUAUGAAAAAUAUUAAGACCAAAAUAACUGUGAAUGUUAACAUUUUUAUAGUUGUGUUAAUGAACUGUUAUUAGUCCU
Messenger RNA from Chiroxiphia lanceolata (lance-tailed manakin), 3526 nucleotides. RefSeq names its product E2F transcription factor 7 (gene E2F7). Gene Ontology annotation, molecular function: DNA-binding transcription factor activity, RNA polymerase II-specific; RNA polymerase II cis-regulatory region sequence-specific DNA binding. Bases 9 to 2777 code for a protein of 922 amino acids. Gene Ontology annotation, biological process: regulation of transcription by RNA polymerase II. The record is from RefSeq and is a predicted model, not a curated record. Gene Ontology annotation, cellular component: RNA polymerase II transcription regulator complex. Lineage: Eukaryota; Metazoa; Chordata; Aves; Passeriformes; Pipridae. The transcript has 13 exons.